Messenger RNA from Drosophila takahashii, 887 nucleotides. RefSeq lists its product as uncharacterized. Lineage: Eukaryota; Metazoa; Arthropoda; Insecta; Diptera; Drosophilidae. The record is from RefSeq and is a predicted model, not a curated record.
UUUUUUUGCACGAGCAAUACGAAACAUGAGCAGCUACAAGGCCAUUGAAAUAGAUUCCGAUUCGAGUGAGGUUGACGAAACAAUGCCUCCGAAACGCUGUGAGACACCCCCCAGAAGUGCCGGCGCAAAAGCCAAGAUAAGCAACGAAAUCACCCCUAAAGCCGCCAAGGUCGCUAAGACGGAACCGGAUUCAACAUCUCCAUGCUCCUCGGACAAGACAAACACAUCUCCUGUUAGUGCUGCAGAUGUAUCCGGUAAAGCAGGACGCAAUAGGGCUCGGAAGAGCCAGCAGGGAGCCAGGCGCAUUAGUCCUGACCUCCAGUUCGAGUCGAUUGCUCUGGGGGAGGGCGGUGCCGAAUCCCAGAUCUCCAAGAAAUCCAAUUUGAACAAGGACCCCACAGACUCGCAGGAUAAGGCUAACACGGCCAUUAGAAACCUUCUGCAGAGCGAUGAAAUGCAGGAACUCAUCAAGCGGAUCGCCAACGAGCGGGUGCGCUGCAACUUCCUCCUGGCCACCUACCAACUGCCGGACAUGAACUUCACCCUCAACACGUCCAUGGAUACGCUCCGCCUUCAGUUCCGGGAGCGCCUCAAGCAGCGCAAGGAACGGGGAAAGCGGAAGGCGAAGGGGCCCUCCAUCUAUGCUCUUCCAAGCACCUCAGCCAGCAGCCAGAAAGGAUCCACCAAGGGAGUUGUUCAAUCCCAAAAUCCUCAGUCUUAAAUCAGUUUGUUAUGUAUUAGAUUUAUAUCUUUUGAUUUGUAAUGAACUGAAAAAACGAUGGAUAUAUUCGAUUACUACUGCAGAAUUAUCUAACUUUAGUUUGUAUAAACAUAAAAUUAAGCAAGCACUGACAUUCUGUAAACGAGAAUAAAAGAUGAAACGGAAA